Cannabis sativa is the source of this 3771-nucleotide messenger RNA. RefSeq lists its product as uncharacterized. Bases 514 to 3771 code for a protein of 1085 amino acids. The transcript has 2 exons. Lineage: Eukaryota; Viridiplantae; Streptophyta; Magnoliopsida; Rosales; Cannabaceae. The record is from RefSeq and is a predicted model, not a curated record.
CUCGUGUUGAAUGAUUUGAAGGCACCAAAUUGAAAUCAUGUUAUCAGUAUAGCAGUUAAUUGCCUUGUUGUAAAAUACAAUCAUGUUAUCUAUUCAUGGCCAAUGUUAUUAUUAACAUUCUUUUUAAUUGUAUUUAUUUGUAGGUUUUGUGGUUAAGCAUCAAGAAUCUAAAUUGAAGGGAGAACACGAUUUUUUCCAAGUCUUGAGCUAGAGGUAUAUAUAAUUUUUCUAUCUUUUAAUUAAUUAUUAAUAAACAUGUUAGAGGAGUUUGAAUAUCUUAAAUAUUCAUCCGUAGUGAAGUAGGUUCUGCGAAUACAUGUACUGCGGUCGGAUGGGUGGAAUUUAAUUUUUUUUGUUGUGGAUUGUUAUAUGUUUUGAUUUUCUGGUUAAUUUUUUUCGGGAACGUCCGAUUUAUAGUUGUUAUGCUGCCGAAAUUUCGGUAGAAUUUGGAUUAAUAUUUUGAUUUAAGUUAUUUUAAAUUUACUUGUUAGGAAUUUGUUUUAAAUUUGCGGUAUGGAUAAAUCGUGGAUGCUUGAGAGGAGAGAAACACCGCAAUUUCUAGAUGGGUUCAACAAAUUUCUAGAGUUUGCCCUAAAAAAUUCUAGUAAUCACGAACGAAUUCCCUGUCCGUGUGUAGAUUGUUGUAACGGAACAAAAGGGAAUAUUACGAUGAUAAAGGAUCACGUAAUUUGUCGGGGUUUCAAUAGAAGCUACACUACAUGGUAUUGGCACGGAGAGCGAUCAACCAGUGACCCAUAUCCGUUAGGGAAGCGGGGGGUAGAUGAUUUCGAGUUUAAUGAUGUUGAUGACUUUCCUAUGGAAUUGCUUGAUGAAGCACAAGAGGAGUUUCUUGAUGAUCCUGAAAAAUUAGACAAUUUGGUUAGUGAUGCAGAAAAACCCUUGUUUGAUGGUUGUAAAAAAUUAAGAUUACCAACAUUGGUAAAAUUUUACAACAUUAAAGCUGAAAAUGGGGUGAGCGAUAAGGGUUUUAGUCAGUUCUUAGCUGCUUUUAAAGAAAUUUUGCCUGUUGAUAAUUAUUUUCCGGUGUCGACAUAUGAAGUGAAAAAAACUUUAAAUGCGAUAGGAUUGAAGUAUGAAAAGAUCCAUGCAUGUCCGAACGAUUGUAUUUUGUAUCGGAAGGAAUAUGCAGACAUGGAUAGUUGCCCAACUUGUGGUUUACCCCGCCACAAAACGAAUAAGAGUGAGGAGAAAAGGAAACUUAUUCCUCAAAAAGUGAUGUGGUACUUGCCUUUGAUUCCUCGUCUCAAACGAUUAUAUCGUAGCUCGGAGCACUCUGCAAACUUGAUAUGGCAUGAUACUAAGAGAGUGAGAGACGGUAAACUUAGGCAUCCUGCAGAUUCGCAAGCAUGGAAAAAAGUAGAUUACUUGAAUCCAGAAUUCAAGUUAGAACCCAGACAUCUUCGUCUUGGUCUAUCUGCAGAUGGAGUAAACCCACAUAGAUCACUGAGUAGUAGGCAUAGUUCGUGGCCUGUCUUCCUUGUUAUGUACAAUCUUCCUCCUUGGUUGGUGAUGAAAAGAAAAUUUAAUAUGCUUUCGCUCAUGAUCUCAGGACCAAACCAACCGGGGCAUAAUAUAGACGUAUACUUGGCACCAUUAAUUGAUGAUCUAAAAGAUUUGUAUGAGAAUGGUGUUGAGACAUAUGAUGGUCUUAAGAAAGAAAUUUUCAAAUUGAAGGCCGUGUUAUUGUGGACUGUUAGUGACUUCCCUGCUUAUAGCAAUUUAUCGGGUCUGAGCACAAAAGGUUACCAAGGUUGUCCAAUUUGCUGCACUAACACACGAGCACGUCGCUUGACGAAUGGACACAAAAUGUGUUAUAUGGGCCAUAGACGGUACUUGCCUCGAGAUCAUCCUGAUAGAAGGAAAAAGAAAGCAUAUGAUGGUACUGAAGAACGAGAUAGUGCUCCUUUGCCAAUGUCAGGGGAACAAAUUCUUGAACAAGUAGAACAUGUAGAUUUCAAGUAUGGAAAGACACAAAAAAGAAAGAAAACAAAUAGUUGUUUUCAACGAAAGUCAAUUUUUUUUCGUCUUCCAUACUGGAAAGAUCUAAUGGUUCGACAUUGUUUAGAUGUUAUGCAUAUAGAAAAAAAUGUGUGUGACAGUAUCAUCGGUACCUUACUUGAUAUUCCCGGCAAAACUAAAGAUGGUUUAUCAAGUCGUUUAGAUCUUGUUGAAAUGGGAAUUAGACAAUCUUUGGCACCUGAACAGAAAGGUAAACGCUUAUAUUUGCCUCCUGCAUGUUACACUUUGUCAAAGAAAGAGAAAGAAAUUGUUUGCAAAUCAUUAUCGAAUAUGAAAGUCCCUGAUGGAUACUCUUCUAACAUUAAAAACUUGGUAAAUACGGAUGAAUUGAAGCUAAUGGGUAUGAAAUCACACGAUUGUCAUGCGUUAAUGCAACAUUUGCUUCCAAUCGCCAUCAGAUCGGUCUUACCCAAAAAGGUUAGAGAGUGUUUGACUCAUGUUUGUAUUUUCUUCAAUCAACUAUGUGGGAAGGAAUUAGAAAUGAGCAAGUUGGAUGCAUUACAUGAGGAUAUAGUCAAGACUUUAUGCAACCUUGAAAGGUAUUUUCCACCAUCAUUCUUUGACAUCAUGGUACAUUUGAUGGUUCAUUUAGUGAGAGAAGCAAAGUUGUGUGGGCCAGUUUGGGCAAGAUGGAUGUAUCCAUUUGAAAGGAAUAUGAAAGUGCUCAAAAGCUAUGUGCGUAACCAUCAUCGACCGGAAGCUAGUAUGGUUGAGUGUUAUAUAUCAGAAGAAGCUGUUGAAUUUUGUUCAGAGUACAUAGCUGGAGUUGACACAAUCGGAAUCACCAAACCAAGAAAUAGUUCAGAUGAGUUUGAUAAAGGAUUGCGAGGGAAAGGAGAAAUGGUUACUGUAUCUAAGGCAGAGUUAGAUCAAGCUCAAUUAGUUUUAAUGCACAAUAAUGCAGAGGUUCAACCAUAUAUAACUGAGCAUAUGGAGUUAUUACAGUCAAUGAUUCCGAGAGGUCACAAAAACAAACAGAAGUGGGUUAUAGAUGAGCAUCGUAAAACAUUUAUUAGGUGGUUAAAGAAUACCAUUCUAGCGAAGUUACGACAACCAAAUCAUGGAGUAUCAGAUGUAUUGAAUCGCAUAGCUCUUGGACCAACUUUUGACGUAUGGAAGCAUCAAGCUUACAUUGUCAAUGGUAAACGGUUUCAUACAAAAUCUAGAGAUGAUGCUCGAAUGGUUCAGAAUAGUGGUGUAUGCAUAGUUGCGGAGUCCUUACAUUUUGCUACUUCAAAGGAUAAUAAUCCAGUUUCAGGUACCAUGACAUAUUAUGGAGUGGUGAAUGAAAUAUGGGAGCUGGAUUAUACAUUGUUCCGAAUUGCCCUCUUUAAAUGUGAAUGGGUAGAUGUUAAUGUUGGAAUUAGGACCGACGAGCUUGGAUUUACUUUGGUUGAUUUGAAUAAGAAAGGAAGCAAGGAUGAUCCUUUCAUCAUGGCGACCCAAGCAGUACAGGUAUUUUAUAUACCAGAUCCUGCUAAUGGUAAAUGGUCUGUUGUGUUGUCGACACCAGAAAGAAAGUUCGCAGAGAAUGAAGAUGAUGAUGAAAAUGAUGAUUUAAUGCACGAAUGCUUCAUUGUUGGACAACGAGUCCAUGAACAAGUCGAUGAUGUUGAACAUGAUGAUGUCUUGGACGAUAGUGAAUUCAUACGAAAUGAUAUUGAGGAAGGAAUUUGGGUUGAUUGUGAUUCGAUCCAAAAGAAACGAAAAAAGAAAAGAAAAUGUGUUUAG